This is a messenger RNA of Siniperca chuatsi (mandarin fish), 1653 nucleotides long. It is a transcript of the gene mogat2, whose product is annotated as monoacylglycerol O-acyltransferase 2. NCBI's taxonomy places the organism in Eukaryota, Metazoa, Chordata, Actinopteri, Centrarchiformes, Sinipercidae. Gene Ontology annotation, molecular function: diacylglycerol O-acyltransferase activity; 2-acylglycerol O-acyltransferase activity. Gene Ontology annotation, biological process: triglyceride biosynthetic process; diacylglycerol biosynthetic process. The transcript is spliced from 6 exons. Gene Ontology annotation, cellular component: endoplasmic reticulum membrane. The coding region runs from base 96 to 1112 and encodes 338 amino acids. The record is from RefSeq and is a predicted model, not a curated record.
GGAAGUGAUGGUGGAGAGCUCAGACUUUGGACCCACUUUACUCGCUCUUCUACUUCGCCACCGGCUGCAGUGCCUCGGUUUGUCUGUCUUCUCUCAUGGAAAACAUGAAGGUUAAGUUUGCCCCCUUGGACAUGCCCUUGCACAGGAGACUGCAGACAGCUGCGGUGCUGCAGUGGGUCUUCUCCUUCCUUGGCCUGGCACCCACCUGCAUCUUCCUCUUCUUCUACCUGCUGUUCACUCGCUUCUGGCUGAUCAGUGUGCUGUACGCUGUCUGGUGGUUCUUUGACUAUGACACUCCUGCACGUGGAGGCCGCAGGGUGUCCUUUUUGUGUGGCCUCAGAAUUUGGGAAUACAUGCGGGAUUACUUUCCCAUCAAGUUGGUGAAGACAGCUGACUUGGACCCCAGGCAUAACUAUGUAAUGGGCUUCCAUCCCCAUGGCGUGCUGGUGGCUGGAGCCUUUGCCAACUUCUGCACCUAUGCUACAGGCUUCAAACAACUGUUUCCUGGCCUCACCAGCUACCUGCUCAUGUUGCCCCUUUGGUUCAGAGUCCCAUUCUUCAGGGACUACAUCAUGUGUGCAGGUCUGAUUCCUUCUGACAAAGAGAGCGCCAGAUAUCAGCUCUGCCAAAGGGGUGGUGGUAACGCUGUUGUAAUAGCAGUCGGUGGGGCCCCAGAGGCCCUUGAUGCCCACCCUGGGAGCUACAAUGUACUCUUGGCCAAGAAGAAAGGUUUCAUCAAAAUGGCCAUGGAGCAUGGCGCUCAUCUGGUGCCAGUCUUCUCCUUUGGAGAGAAUGAAGUGUUUGAUCAAGUGGAAAACCCAAGAGGAACCUGGCUUCGAUGGAUACAGGAACGGCUGCAAAGCAUCAUGGGUAUCUCCCUGCCUCUCUUCCAUGCACGUGGCAUUUUCCAGUACUCCUUUGGUCUCGUGCCCUACAGAAAACCCAUCAAUACAGUAGUUGGACGGCCAAUUAGGGUGGAGAGGAAUGAGAAGCCAACAGCUGAGGAACUUGAUGACCUUCAUCAGCUGUACAUGGAUGAACUCAGCAAUCUGUUUGAGGAGCACAAAGGCAACUAUGGAGUCGACAAGGACACACACCUGAACAUUGUCUAAAGUGGACUGAUGAUGGAGUGGAUUUAAAUGCCUAUUUAUUUGUAAAGCUCUGGUGCUGCAGACUCAGAUAAUUGUACCUUUUGAUUGGCUCUGUAAGCCUGAUUUUGCUCUUAACUGGCCUUUUAAUUAAAGAUGACUAAACUGUUAUUGGUUCUGCAACAAUACAUACUGUUGUAUCUGUUUAUAUAAGGUAGAACGACUGUAUGAGAGAACACCAACCAGAAUGGAAAUACUUAUGUAUCCAUUUACUGAAACCGGGCUGUUCAUUCAGACUGCUGUCACUUUUCAGGGCUGUGUAGGAAAUUGUUCAGAGGGAACAUGAAUGACACAAGUCAAGUUUUCCUCACUUAAUCUCCCAGUUGUGGUAUCUGUCUGGGGUUUUGGAUUUUGUGCAAGACCUGACACAUUCUCAAACAGAGUCAUAGGUUGAAUUUAGGUUGCAAAAUCAUUUGGAAAGACUGUCAUAAAACACCAUUAAUUUCAGGAUUCUGUUUCUUUCCAAAUGCAAUAAACAGGGAAAAUAAAUAUCUUAUAUACAACA